Messenger RNA from Thlaspi arvense, 777 nucleotides. The record is from the annotation of a GenBank genome assembly. Lineage: Eukaryota; Viridiplantae; Streptophyta; Magnoliopsida; Brassicales; Brassicaceae.
AUGACUGGGGACUACCAAGGAGACCAUAAAUUCAGUGUCACCACAUACUCUUCCUCCGGAGUUGCGAUCACUACAACGGGAACAAACAAAGGAGACUUGUUUUUGGGUGAUGUAGCUACCCAAGUGAAGAACAAGAACUUCACCGCUGACAUCAAAGUUGCCACUGAUUCUUCUCUUCUGACCACUAUUACCUACGAUGAGGCUACCCCUGGGUUGAAGGCAAUCAUUAGCGCCAAGUUGCCUGAGCACAAAACCGGCAAGAUUGAGCUGCAGUAUUUGCACGAUUACGCCGGUAUCUCCACCAGCGUUGGAUUGACAGCUAACCCUACUGUCAAUUUCUCCGGUGUGGUUGGAAACAGUGUCUUGGCUCUUGGUACCGACGUGUCAUUCAACACCGAGUCUGGCGAUUUCAAACAUUUCAAUGCUGGUUUGAGCUUCACCAAGGACGAUUUGAUUACUUCACUUACUCUGAAUGACAAAGGUGAGAGGUUGAAUGCGUCGUACUACCAAAUUGUGAACCCUUUGACCAAGACAGUGGUUGGAGCUGAGGUUAGCCACAACUUCACGACCAAAGAGAACGCCAUCACCGUCGGGACACAGUACGCUCUUGACCCGUUGACCACACUGAAGGCACGUGUGAACCAUGCCGGUGUAGCCAACGCACUGAUUCAACACGAGUGGCGUCCGAAGUCGUUCGUCACCGUUUCUGGAGAGGUGAACACGAGGGAGAUCGAGAAGACUGCCAAGGUCGGGUUUGCUCUCGCUCUCAAGCUUUGA